Messenger RNA from Cryptotermes secundus, 5382 nucleotides. RefSeq lists its product as uncharacterized. The record is from RefSeq and is a predicted model, not a curated record. Bases 256 to 4809 code for a protein of 1517 amino acids. Gene Ontology annotation, biological process: response to oxidative stress. Gene Ontology annotation, molecular function: peroxidase activity; heme binding. The transcript is spliced from 24 exons. Lineage: Eukaryota; Metazoa; Arthropoda; Insecta; Blattodea; Kalotermitidae.
UGAGCAGUGAAAGAGGUCAGACGGCAAUUCCACCUCCACCUACAUCUGAUUGUGCUUGUCGCGUGUGUUUUGUUUCUGAAAAACAAAAGAAGACAUUGAAGUUUCAAACCCGGCGUCCGUCUCGUGUUAUGAGCAGCAACUGAACGGGACGAUGGGCGUACCUGUGCCUUCGAGUGACAUCAAGGCGUCUGCUGAGUUUGGUUCUCUUUAAAACGUCGACGUUGGUUACUUUGUGAAACGUUACAAGAUACAAAGAUGUGUUCGUAUGAAAGAGCAAUGGCGUGGCUGGGGUCCUUCGUGCUAUUGGGAGCUGCUGUCCGAUGUCUAGGAGGCCACACUCAGCAUCUGCACCCUCCGGUGGAGAUCGAGCCCCUGCCCGCAAUGCCGCGAGUCCAGAUGCCUCACAUGCAGUCGGCAGACAUGUCAGCCUUCAUUUCGCAGGCAGAGGCCGCCAUGUCUGAGCGCUUCGACCGUCUUGAGCCCGCUAUAUACAACAAAGGGGUGAUGCAGACUCCAGGCACCCCAGCGUGGUUCAUGGCAGCGUCACACUCCAUGUCACCCUCCGCCAGGAACCUGAGUCAUGUAGCUCUCAUAUCUGAGGAAACCACAAAGUAUAUCGUGCACGCGUUCAAACUUUCCCGUGACCAGGUGAGCUUCGGCCUGCCGAUGAUGGAUGUGAGGGGUACCUCACUGGGCGACCACUGCCCACUGGAGGUGGACUUCCCCUGCCAGCCGCGCAAAUACCGCGCCUUCUCUGGUUACUGCAACAACGUGCAGAACCCGCACUGGGGCAAGGCCAACACACGUUACUUGCGGUUUCUGCCCGCACAGUACAGUGACGGGGUGAGCCUGCCGCGCGGUAGCGGCCACAACCCCCUGCCCAGCCCGCGCGAGGUCUCUCUCGCCGUACACAAGGACGAGGACCUCCCACACCCCCACCUCAUGGCCAUAACCGCGGUCUGGGGCGAGUUUAUCUACCAUGACAUGGCGCACACACCGCAGAUGGCAGGAUUCCAAGGGAGGCGCCUUAAGUGCUGCAGUGUUAACUUCAGCGACUUCCACCCGGAGUGCUUCCCAAUUCGUCUGCCGGAGGAUGAUCCCAUACAUGGAAAGAGCGGGGAGAAAUGUGAAGAGUAUGCUCGGUCUGGAACAGCCCCACGGAUAGGCUGCACCCUAGGACCCAGAGAGCAAUUGAACCAAGUGACAUCAUUUCUGGAUGCAUCAAUGGUGUACGGAAGUUCCAGAGAAGAAGCAAAUGUGCUGCGAACAUUCGAUGGAGGUCGGAUGAAGACACAGACUGGUUACGGGGGGAAGCAACUGCUCCCUGCUGGCGAUAACAGUGCUGACUGCCGGCUCAACGGCACCAACAGGUGCUUCAAGGCGGGAGACGUUCGUGUGAACGAACACGUGGGGCUGGCCACGCUGCACACGCUGUGGAUGCGAGAACAUAACCGCCUGGCCACCGCCCUUCAACGUCUCAACCCUCACUGGGGAGAUGAGACGCUGUUCCAGGAGGCACGACGCAUUGUAGCGGCAGAGGUACAGCACAUCACGUACACAGAGUUCCUGCCCGUCGUGCUGGGUCAGAACACAAUGGACCAGUAUGGUUUGCAGCCUCAAGCCUCGGGCCAUUUUACAGGAUAUGACAUCAAUGUGAAUUCUGGUAUCGCUAACAGUGUGGCAGCAGCUGCAAUGUGGUUUGUUGCAUCUCUCAUACCAAAGAGCCUCAACAUGUUUGACAAUGCAGGUCGCAUUUCGACUGACAAGACCAUCAUGUCGACAUUCUAUGCUCCAUUCCAACUGUAUGAGCCAGGUGGACUGGAUAAAGUGCUGCAAAGGUUGCUGCAUGCACCUGCACAGAGAGAGGAUGAAUUCAUUAAUGAAGUCAUGACAAACCACAUGUUUCAAGACUCUAAUGAAGGCAAUGGACUGGACCUUGCUGCCCAGAUUAUACAGCAUGGCAGGGACCAUGGGUUGCCUGGAUACAUACACUGGAGACUGUUCUGUGGCCUGCCAUCUGUGACCAGCUUCCAGGAGCUUACUGAUGUAAUGUCACUUCACGUCGUGUCAUCAUUCCGUAAAGUAUACAGGAAUGUGAGUGAUAUUGACCUGUUUACUGGAGCUCUUGGAGAAACGCCAACCGAGGGCUCUGUUAUAGGACCCACUUUCGGCUGUCUGCUAGGACGACAGUUCCAUUAUUUGCGCCGGGGCGAUCGCUACUGGUAUGAGAAUGACCUGCCUCCAUCCUCAUUCUCCAAAGAACAGUUACACGAGAUUCGCAAGACCAGUCUGGCUAGGAUCAUCUGUAACAAUGCUGAUAAUAUCCGGGAAGUGCAACCACUCGUCUUCCUUGACAAGGAUCCAUUCUUAAAUGCUAUGACAGCGUGUACAGGUGCCGUGAUAGGGCACAUGGACUUGACCCCCUGGAGCACCAGUAAUCCACAUUUCAUAGUAUCAGGGACUUUACUAGCAGACUCUGUGGCCUGGGCAAAGAGAGAUGUUCACAAAAUUUUACAACAGGAGAUGGAACUCUGGGAGCAACGUCGAACAGCUGACCCACUGUCUCCAGUUGGAACAGCAUUCGGUUUUAAUCGCCCAAAGAGACAAGCAGCUGAAAUUGCCAAUACAUCGCUUAUACUUCAGUUUGCUUCAGCUAGAUUUGUUAGCAGUUUCUUGCAGGGACAGCUUCAGGACCAGGAGUCAGGUCACAGUGCAGUAGCUCCCCGGGACCUACGUGAACUGAUGGCAGUCCUACCCAACGUGGAUCUAACUGACACUCUGGAGAUACCACGGGUAUUCCGCUGUGAUGAGCAAACUCUGCCCUGUGACCACACUAGUCGCUACCGGAGUACAACUGGCUGGUGCAACAACCUACGUCACCCAGAAUGGGGCAAGUCCCUCAGAGCGUUUGUGAGACUUUUGCCUCCAGCAUAUCAUGAUGGUGUUGGCAGUCCACGGGCCUUGUCUGUGACUGGAAAGCCCUUGCCCAGUCCUCGGCUAAUCUCUGUAAAUGUGCAUCCAGACACCAGCCGCCCUCAUGUACGCUACUCCCUCAUGUUCAUGCAGUAUGCGCAACUUCUGGACCAUGAUCUCACACACACGCCUGUUAACAAAGGUUUUGUUGGGGAUUCCAUUCUGGAUUGCCAGCCAUGUGAUGCGAUGACAACGGUACAUCCUGAGUGCUUCCCUAUCCCUGUACCAGAAGAUGAUCCAUACUUCCCCAAAGUGAACAUCACUACAGGAAAACCAAUGUGUAUUCCUGUAACGCGCUCUAUGCCUGGACAAUUGACUCUAGGUUACAGGGAACAGCUGAACCAGGUGACAGCAUACAUUGACAGUUCUUUCGUGUAUGGCUCUGAUGUGUGCGAGAAGAACGUCCUUCGCUCCUUCACAGGGGGUAAACUCAAUGUAACCAAGAAUGUGCCAAAAGUGAAGCCCCUACUACCCCAGAUCACCACACACCCUGAGUGUAAAUCCAGCUCCAAGGUGUGCUUCCGAGCAGGAGAUGCUCGAGCUAGUGAACAACCUGGUCUGGCUGCACUACAUACACUGUUUCUGCGUGAACACAACCGACUUGCCGAGGGUUUAUCCUUGUUAAACCCACACUGGGAUGAUGAGAAGCUGUACCAGACAGCUCGUCGCAUCCUCUCUGCAGUCACUCAGCACAUCACCUAUCAUGAAUUUCUUCCCCGCCUCUUUGGAUGGGAUGGUGUCCAUCGGCAUGGUCUCACCCUGCAGACUGAAGGCUACUACCAAGGUUAUGAUCCAGGCUGUGAUGCUACCAUUGUGAAUGAGUUUGCAGCAGCUGCCUUUCGUUUUGGCCACAGUUUGCUGCGCCCUAUGUUGCUUCGUAUGGAUGAAGAUUAUGGAGAACGCAAGCCUGGAGUGCGGCUUAGGGACACAUUCUUCAACCCUGAUGUUCUCUAUCAGGCAGGAAUGGUUGAUGACCUUAUCCGGGGCCUUGCUGCCACACCAAUGGAGACACUGGACCAGUUCAUCACCAGCGAAGUAACAAAUCAUUUGUUUGAGGACAGGCGGAUGCCAUAUUCAGGCAUGGAUCUUGCAGCCAUCAACGUUCAGAGAGCACGGGACCAUGGUAUUCCUGGCUACAACGAAUACCGUGCAUGGUGCAACUUGACUCGGGCAAGAGAUUUUGAUGACCUGAAGCGAGAAAUUUCAUUUCCCUUGGUGGAGCGGCUACGCCGGCUUUAUGCUCAUGUGGAUGACAUAGACUUGUUCCCAGGAGGACUAGCAGAGACCCCUCUCAUGGGAGGUGUCAUUGGACCUACGUUUGCAUGCAUCAUUGGUCAUCAGUUCAGGCUUCUUCGACAAUGUGACCGAUUCUGGUAUGAAAAUGAUGACCCUCUGGUGAGAUUUACAGAAGCUCAGCUGGCAGUUAUCCGUAAGGUUACAUUAUCCCGACUUGUGUGUGACAACUGUGACCAUGUCAGCAAGGUUCAGCGUUCACUUCUAGACCUCUCAGAUCCAUUCUUGAACCCAAGAGUGUCGUGUAACAGUAUCCCUUUUCUGGACUUGGAAGUGUGGAAAGAACGCCUGUCCUGUACAGUGGGACAUACAACAAUCAAUGUGGGGUCAGCAGAGCGGAUAUCACCUUGUGUCAUGUGCACAUGCACAACUGAAGGGCCAAUUUGUCAGUCACUGAAGAUUGGAAACUGUUUCAAUCUGGCAAGGUCAUUCACUCAUGCAGCAGUUCUGGGUGACCAUGUCUGCAAGGUUCAAUGUGCCUUUGUAUUUCGUGCCCUGCCCAGAGUGGUGGACCCUGUGGAUAACCAGUUGGGCUUCAGCUAGUGGACCAUACCACAGUACUUGCAUGUUCUGGACAUUUACAUCUGUUGAGUUAAUCCAACUCAGAUUUUUCUUCUACAAUUUUGUCACAUUCAGUCUUUGAUUUGCUUGAGGCAGUAACAUUGGCUGAAAGGAAAUCAAAUGUGCUCAAAUUUGAUAGCAGAAGAUGGAUAGUGGCUCUAGAUCUGAUGGAGGUAGAAUUAUGGAAAAGUAGAGCCGAGUAAAAUUGUUGACUUCAGACGUUAUCCAUCAUUCUGUUUUUAUUUUAAACAAUGGUUCUGACACUGAACUCUGGCUCUGUCCUCAGGCAAAAAGCCUACUGGGCCAAGUUCAUAUAACUAGCCCCUCUCUGCACACUCCACUCUCUAGAACUUUGUUUAUAUAAACAGUAGAAAGGAUAUUGUCCAAAAAGUCAGUAAUUUUAUCAAUAUACCAUUUUCCUUUGACUUUUUACCUGAGGACGGAGGCAGAGUCUAGACUUUGAAACAUCGCUUUAGGUAAAAACACGAAGAUGUGUGAUGUCCAAAAAGUCUGUAAUUUUAUUAAUAAACAAUUGUCACGAACUUUUAAAUCUUA